CGCGACGAUAAUGACGAAGAUGAUGAUGGAGGAUAUUCUGGUGGUGUCUCGAAAGAUGGGGAUCGCAUGGGGGAUCCUGUUCGUGGCGUCGGCGGCUGCCGGGGUGGCCAGGGCCGGGGACAUCAAUCUGCGAUGCGACGAGUUCGAUCCGAUGAUCUACAUGGACGUGAACGAGGCCUUCUGCACGGUGACGGGCUUCAUGGUCACCCACAGCCAGAAUGUGGUGAUAAAGAACGUGCCGCCCGGGAACAUGGUCAAGUUCAUCAAGUUCUACGAGUCGACCCUGCUCUACAUGCCCUUCCACUUGUUCGAGACCUUUCCCCAUCUGAAGACCCUCGACGUGUCGAACACGAACAUCCUGGAGCUCACGCGGAACACCUUCAGUGCGGCCAGCAAUCUGACGUAUCUGAACCUGAGCUACAACAACCUAACGUCCAUCCAGACGUCGGUGUUCAUUGGGGCCAACUCGCUGAUGAGGCUCGAUCUGUCCUACAACGAAAUCGCCUCCCUGAGCGUGAACGCCUUCAAUGGGCUGCAGAUCAUCAAUAAGCUGCUGCUCACGGGCAACCGACUGCGGGAGCUGCACGACGAGAUCUUCAUGGACAACGAGUUCCUCGAGAAUGUCUCGUUCGAGGGGAACUUCCUCACCUACAUCCGGCCGGAGGUGUUCAGCGGGAUGCGGCGCAUCAAGGAGGUGAAUCUGUCCAACAACCAGCUGGUGAGCAUCCAUCCGGACACGUUCGCAGAGGCCGCCAGCCUGGAGAGCCUCAUGCUGUCGUUCAACCAGCUGAAGGACUUCCAGCUGACCGGCAAGAGCAUCGUCCACCAGCUGCAUCUGGACCACAACCAGCUGACGAACCUCACCAUCAACGCCACCCGCUUCGUGCGGGCCAGCCACAACGCCAUCUCGCAGCUGAUCCUGCACCAGUCGCUGCAGCUGGAGACCCUCGAGCUGAGCGCCAACCGCCUGCAGAGCAUCGCCAACAUCACGAAUCUGACGUCCCUGCACUACCUGGACCUCUCCGACAACCCCAUCGGACAGCUGAACGUCAGCACCUUUGCCCAACUGAAGCGACUCCGCAGCCUCAAUCUGCGCGGCAACGGCAUUCGAGAGCUCAAGUUCGGGAUGUUCUCCAAGCAGAAGUACCUCGAGGAACUCGACCUCUCGUUCAACAAUAUGACCAGCCUCAAUCUGGACAUGUUCGUGCCGUAUCUGGCCAACAUCAAGAAGUUCCUGGUGGACGGCAACGCGCUGACCGAGCUGCAGGGCAAUCGCACCUUCGACGACGCCUUCCCGAUGCUCCAGAAGCUGGGCGUCUCCCGGAACCGCUUCAACUGCUCCUAUCUGCACCGCCUGCUCAUCCCGCCCUCGCUGCCCGAGUCGGUGGUGCUCAACAUCGAGCCGGACAACAGUCUCGAGGAGACCCCGCACAUCCGCGACGUCUCCUGCAUCAGCCAGUCGCAGAUGGCGGUCAACGCCUCCUUCGGCGCCGAGGAAACAGUCCUCUACAUGCACAUCCAGGCGCUGUCCAAGCAGUUGGAGCUGGUGGGAGCCCACUCCCAGAAUCUGGAACUGCAUCUGGCCUUCAUGAAGGUCUUCGCCUACAUCCUCGGGGGCCUCGUCCUCGUGGCUCUGAUCGCCUUGGUCGCCGUCAAGUAUCUGAAGGCUCGUCGCUCCGGACGCCACAAUCGCAGCAGCAUUGUCUUCCAUUCGAGUGCCACAAUGGACACCAACCUGGGGAUGUGACAGCCCCCAUCCUCGUCGAUCCUUAGCCCCAAAACUGAACUCUAGAUAUAGGACUCCUAGCAUAUUUAAGUCUCUCUCUCUCUCACUCCCUCUCAAAGAAUCUCUGAAUAAAUUGUAAUACGGAAGAGAAA
Molecule: messenger RNA, 1878 nt
Organism: Drosophila persimilis
Lineage: Eukaryota; Metazoa; Arthropoda; Insecta; Diptera; Drosophilidae
Product: leucine-rich repeat-containing G-protein coupled receptor 5
Exons: 1
Coding region: 11-1747 (578 amino acids)
Cellular component (GO): extracellular matrix
Molecular function (GO): protein binding
Source: RefSeq, a predicted model, not a curated record